UCUCUUCUCUCCCUCUAUCUCUCUCACACACCAAUGGCCGGAACACGAACCAAACGAAAAUCAACCGCUACUCCCAAAAACACAAGAUCAAAUAAGAAAACUAAAGUAUCAGAAGACAAAAAUCCAGAAGCUUCUUCUUCCGAUGCUGUUGCAGAUCUGGAUGAAGUUCUGACCGUCGUUGAGGAAAAGGUUCCGGCCGUCGUUGUGGAAAAUGCUCCGGCGGCCGUUGAAGAAAAUAUUCCGGCGGCCGUUGAGGAAAAUGCUCUGGCGUCAAGCUCUGCCGGACCAUCUACGGAAGUCAAGGCAGAUGAGGAGGAAGAAGAGAGUAUAUUGAUCGGUGAUCCCGUUCCUGAUGCUGAAGCACGAAAGAAAUGGCCGCAUCGAUAUUUGUCAAGAAAAAAUUCAGUAUGGACCGGAACUAUGGGAAUACCGAAAGGAAACGAGGCUCCGAAAGAAAUCAUUCAAGCAAGACGACACUACACUGAAGCACUUGUUGAUGGACGUGUGCAUUUUAAAUUGGGAGAUGAUGGUUUUGUUUAUGCUGGAGAUAAUGAGGAAAGUUAUAUAUGUAGAAUUAUUGAGUUGUUUGAAGGUGUGGAUGGUGAUCCGUACUUUCGUGCUCAAUGGUUCUAUAGGGCGAAGGACACGAUAAUAGGCGAGUGUUCUGAUCUUAUUGAUGCCAAACGCAUCUUUUUUUCCGAAGUGAAAGAUGAUAAUUCUCUAGGAUGUCUUUUAGAGAAGCUUAGAAUAGUCCGAGUGCCUUUAUAUGCGGAUGUUGAUACUAAAAGGGCGUUGCUUGCAAAUGGAGAUUUCUAUUAUGAUAUGAUGUAUCUAGUUCCAUUUUCUUCUUACCAAAAUUUACCCACUGAUAAUGAGACAGAUGGAGAUGAAUCUGAGUCCACAAUAUCUUCAGAGUGCAAUUCUAAUGCGUCAGUUACUGAGGUUUCCCAGAUUAAAGAGAGCAAGAGAUCUGAAAUGACAUUGCUAGAUCUUUAUUCUGGGUGUGGCGCAAUGUCAACUGGAUUGUGCUUGGGAGCAAAUAUGGCAGCUGUGAAUCUGAUCACUAAAUGGGCUGUAGAUUUUAAUCAACAUGCCUGUGAAAGUUUGAAGUUAAACCACCCGGAAACAGAGGUCCGGAAUGAGCCUGCUGAGGAUUUUUUGCAGCUACUAAAAGUGUGGAAUAGUCUUUGUCGUCGUUUUUCUUUGAUUGGUGGUGAUGAUUUACAGCCUAGUAGCAAUCCUGUGCGUGUUGAGAAUGAUGUUGCUGAUGACGAUGAUGCUCAAGAAGAUGAUGAAGAUGAGGAAGUGUUUGAAGUUGACGAAAUCUUGUCAAUUUGCUAUGGUGACCCUAAGAAAAUUAAGUUACCCGGGCUUUAUUUCAAGAUUCGCUGGAAGGGUUAUGGCCCAGAAGAAGACACAUGGGAGCCUGAAGAUGGCUUGGGUGAUUGUGAGGAGAAGCUGAAGCAGUUUGUUCAAAAAGGCUUUGCAAACAAGAUUUUGCCUGUACCUGGUGGCGUGGAUGUUAUCUGUGGAGGCCCACCUUGUCAAGGCAUAAGUGGUUUCAAUCGAUUCAGAAAUAAAGAAAAACCAUUGGAAGAUGAAAAAAACAAGCAACUACUUGUGUAUAUGGAUAUUGUUGAGUUUUUGAAACCAAGGUUUGCAUUGAUGGAAAAUGUUGUUGAUAUCGUUAAGUUUGCAAAAGGAUAUUUAGGAAGGUAUUCACUUGGUCGAUUAGUAUCAAUGAACUACCAAGCUCGUGUUGGGUUAAUGACAGCUGGUAUGUAUGGGCUUCCUCAGUUCAGAAUGAGGAUGUUUAUGUGGGCUGCUGGACCUGGCGAGAAACUACCACAAUAUCCACUACCUACCCACAAGGUAGUUUCAAGAGGAUCAUCUCCUGUUGAAUUUGAGUCAAAUGCGGUUACUUAUGAUGACCUAAGUGCUGUUGUGUUGGAAAAAGAACUCUUUCUAGAGGACGCAAUAUCUGAUCUCCCCCCUGUUACUAAUUUUGAGGAAAAAGAUGAAAUUCCAUACAGAGAGUUGCCGAAAACUGAGUUUCAAAAGUUCAUAAGGCUUAAAAAACAAGAAAUGCCUGGAUUUUCCGGGACUAUAGGUGUGGAUUCUGCGGAUCAUUUAUUGUAUGAUCAUCUGCCAUACAAAUGCAACGAUGAUGAUUAUCAGCGUGUUUGCCAAAUUCCCAAGAAAAAGGGAGCAAAUUUUAGAGAUUUGGCUGGUGUUCGUGUCAAGAGUGAUAAUCAUGUUGAAUUUGAUCCGAAUGUUGAGAGGGUUCUUCUAGCUUCAGGAAAGCCCUUGGUACCUGAUUAUGCAAUGACAUUUGUUGAUGGGAGAUCGUCUAAACCUUUUGGACGGCUUUGGUGGGACGAAAUUGUACCAACAGUUGUCACUAGGGCAGAGCCUCACAAUCAGGCAAUUCUUCAUCCUGUGCAGGACCGUGUUCUGACUGUUCGUGAAAAUGCUAGGCUUCAAGGUUUUCCUGACUACUACAAGCUUGUUGGUCCUAUUAAAGAAAGAUACAUGCAAGUCGGAAAUGCUGUGGCUGUUCCAGUUGCUAGGGCGUUGGGUUAUUCCCUUGCGAUGUCAUGCAAAGGUAUUGCCGGUGAAGGACCGGUUUUUACAUUACCCAAGAAGUUUCCUAAUCUUGAGACAGCUGCAUCCGUUCCUUUAAUUGAGGAGAAUCAGUAGGUGAUUUUUAUCAAUGAUACAAACAUAUUAUUUAUGCAUUGGGAGAUUUGCAAUGAACACAUUGUCUUCUAUGUCAAUCUUUUGUUAUUUAUUAGUUACAUUUUGCUCAUUAAGGUUGUUGGAUUCUUUUUCUAAUCUAAGCAAAUGUUCGUUUA
This is a messenger RNA of Erigeron canadensis, 2855 nucleotides long. RefSeq names its product DNA (cytosine-5)-methyltransferase CMT3-like. Gene Ontology annotation, cellular component: nucleus. The transcript has 21 exons. NCBI's taxonomy places the organism in Eukaryota, Viridiplantae, Streptophyta, Magnoliopsida, Asterales, Asteraceae. Gene Ontology annotation, molecular function: chromatin binding; methyltransferase activity. The record is from RefSeq and is a predicted model, not a curated record. The coding region runs from base 34 to 2700 and encodes 888 amino acids.